Molecule: messenger RNA, 561 nt
Organism: Eucalyptus grandis
Lineage: Eukaryota; Viridiplantae; Streptophyta; Magnoliopsida; Myrtales; Myrtaceae
Product: AAA-ATPase At3g50940
Exons: 2
Coding region: 1-561 (186 amino acids)
Source: RefSeq, a predicted model, not a curated record
AUGGCCAAUUACUUGAAAUUCGACAUAUAUGACCAGGAGCUAAGUGGGCUCCGAAGCAACGUGAAACUCAGGAGGCUGCUUGUCACCACCGCGAAUCAGUCCAUAUUGGUGGUCGAGGACAUCGGUUGCACCAUGACGUUCCAAGAUAGGAGUUGUGGCGAUGAACAGAUCAUAGUCUUCCCAACGAACCACAAGGAGAGACUAGACCCGGCUGUAUUGCACCCAGGGCACAUGAAUGUGGAAGUUCCCAUACUAUACUGCAUUCCGUGCGGUUUCAGGCUUCUUUCUGCUAAUUAUCUCAAGAUUAAUCGCCAUGAGCUCUUCAACCAUAUUGAGAGUUUACUCGAGACAGCCAGAGUCACUCCGGCCGAAGUAACCGAGCAAUUGUUGAAGAGUGACGAACCAGAGGUCGCUCUCAGGGACAUGGUUAUCUUCCUCGUUAAUCACAAGAGGAAAGAAAAUGACGAAGUAGUCAAGAAGAAAGUUUGUCAGUGCCAAUUGGUUGAAGAAAAUGGAGCGAGUGUAGAGGAAAGCAGAAAAUGCAAAUUGAUUGAAGAAUAA